Microdochium trichocladiopsis is the source of this 2024-nucleotide messenger RNA. RefSeq lists its product as uncharacterized. The coding region runs from base 361 to 1851 and encodes 496 amino acids. The transcript has 4 exons. The record is from RefSeq and is a predicted model, not a curated record. NCBI's taxonomy places the organism in Eukaryota, Fungi, Ascomycota, Sordariomycetes, Xylariales, Microdochiaceae.
CGUGCAAACCCAGCUCUAGCCAUGCUACCACGGUCUGUCUAAAUCAGGCUUGAUGUCGGAAACAGCGCACUCUGACACCGCCCGCAGCGAACUCCUCGGCCGUGAUUAAAAGAGCAUCUUGGGGCCCGCACGCCGGAGGCGCUUCACAAAUUUCCGCCUGCUGAUGCCUCUCUCAUGUCCUGUUGGACGUUCCUCACACUCGCUGUCACGUUCGCUCGUUAUCGUUGUAUUGCACAUGGUUGCCCUUCAAUAUCGUCACGCAUAAGCCGCUGCUCCUUCUCUGAGUCACAACCUCAGACUUCUCACCAUUCGCUCUUGAUAGACAUCAACUUUCUGUAAACGAGACGACUGGAGCGAAGCAUGCGCGCAGACUGCAACAAACCCAUCAACGGCGGGACUGACACAUCGACGCUUCCCGCGAUCUUCGGGCUUGAUGACCGUGCUGCGUGCAUGUCAGCAUGUGUCGCUCACUUUGUCACGGCUCGAAGGCCUGAGACGGCCGUGAAUGACGUGGGCCUGAGCUCAAUAUGUCCUGUUGUGCAAGAUGGUCCAGCGCAGGAUCUCUGGUCGUUGUAUUGUUGUGAUAUCACCUUUUGCGGUCUGCAAAUUCCACUGUCAACUCCACACGGUCAGAGCAAUAGCGUCGAUAAUGUAAUCUCCACUUGCCAGAAUUUCGGGUUCUUUGCGAUCAACGAUCCUGGCCCGCCACCUCUUGCCUUCACCUGCACUGCGCCGAACAACGCAGCUGCUUUCUGGGUUUCUUGUGCUGCCAGCGGCUCUGUACCGGCCAUUGCGCCUGUAUCCGACAAUAUUGGCAUGUCGAUUGCUGCCCUUGGUGAUCUCCCUGCGAUACCAAGCACGGUUCAGGAACAGGCCACCUCCUCGAGCACAUCAAUAGCAGCAACAGCAACAGUGGCCAUGCCAUCAGACAUAUCAACCGAGACACUUCGGUCUGCAGAGGCUGGGCUUUCGACAGUGUCAUCGAUCAGCAGUCUGGUAACUCCAGUCCCUCCUUCAGUGUUGUCGGGUAGCGCCCGCCCAAGCAUUGUGGACGUACCGCCUCCCUCUUUGGACACACAACAGCCGGCGGUCUCAACGGAAGAACAUGACGCUAGCAAUUCUUCAUCCUUGAAACUACCUGAAGGUGCCAAGGCUGCGAUCAUCGCUGGCUGUUUACUCGCGGUGGUUCUCAUCGCGGCUAUAGUGCUAUGCUUUCUUCAACGUCGCCGGCGACGUGCCGAGAGCAUGGAGAUUGGCGCGACGAUGGCGGCUGCCACGAUUUCUCAUGCAACGUUUGACACGUACUCCAUCGAUCGUCCAUCGGGUGGCUCCGACUCAAGACUCAUCUUGGGCGCUCCGUUGACAGCCGGAUCCAAUCUGUCGCCACCACUGACGCCCCCACCGAGGCUUGGGGAACGCAGGAUGCUCUCGCUGGGCUCAACUGAUGGGUCUUCGCGUGGUUCUCUCACCACAAAGUCCAGCUCGGAGACGAUGGGCCCAGCGAGCAACAAUGCGCCCUCGGGACUUGCAAGGACUACUACUCCAUCCCAGAACCCCGGAUCAGGGGCUUCCUCCGCGGUAGGCAGUCCCAGCGGUGAUCUGCCUGCCGGGUUACCGCAGAGCUGGCCACUGAGCCCACCGCAGCCGGGAGUCCUCGGCAACAACAAUAUCAACGGUCACAUUCCGCGAAAUCUGGGAGGCUGCGGCUCCCCUCCACCCGUUAGCCCGCUCCCGCGUCUCCCCAUCUCGCCGCCGUCGACGCCGCAGCCCACGUCGCCUCUUGCGCUCGUUGUCUCGCCUCCGUUGUCACCUCGGCGGACGACUGCAGCCACGAGUAUGGGUAGUUCUUGAAUUGUGCUUCGGCUAACUACUUCGAGCAAGAGUCUAUAUGCCUCACAGGGAAUCGUUGUUGGGAGUAAGAUUCAAUUGGUAAUGCUAGAGAUAUCCCAGACGGCGGGUCCUGGAACUUGUUUUCGUUGAGCGUUAAGAUAGCAGGCUAUCGACAGGUCAAUAUAGAUUUGAAC